UCAAGGAGGUAAUCUUAUUUCCCAUAAGAUGAUCCACACAGGAGAGAAGCUGUUUAAAUGCCUGGAGUGCGGAAAGAUGUUUACUUAUCGUAGUGGACUUAGAAGCCACAAAAAGAUCCACUCAGGAGAGAAACCAUAUAAAUGUAUGAAGUGUGGAAAGACGUUUACUCAUGGUAGUGUUCUUAAAAGGCACAAAAAUAUACACACAGGAGAGAAACCAUUUAAAUGCAUGGAGUGUGGAAAGACCUUUGCUCAAAAACAUAAUCUUAUUUCCCAUAAGAUGAUCCACAGAGGGGAGAAGCCAUUUAAAUGCAUGGAGUGUGGAAAGACAUUUACUCGUGGCAGUAGCCUUAGAAGCCACAAAAAGAUCCACUCUUAAUUCCCGUACAAGGAGCCACACAGGGGAGGAACCGUU
Notechis scutatus (mainland tiger snake) is the source of this 415-nucleotide messenger RNA. NCBI's taxonomy places the organism in Eukaryota, Metazoa, Chordata, Lepidosauria, Squamata, Elapidae. The record is from RefSeq and is a predicted model, not a curated record.